This is a messenger RNA of Dimorphilus gyrociliatus, 364 nucleotides long. NCBI's taxonomy places the organism in Eukaryota, Metazoa, Annelida, Polychaeta, Dinophilidae. The record is from the annotation of a GenBank genome assembly.
UAUGACUGGGGAAAAAAAUUAUGUCGAAUUCAAAUGUUUAAAAAAGGGCAAAAAUAAUACUCAAAAUAGAACAAUAACAAGACCUCUUGGAGGCGAAAAGAGGAUCUUUAAUAAAAAUAUAAACUUUAAGAAAACUGCCCAAUCAAAAGUGGGAUCGAUGAGUAAUGUGAAUCAUAGAGCCGCAGGAGGAGAUAAGAAGAUAUUUCACAAAAGAACCCAAUUCAAGGAUAAAGCGCAAUCUAAAAUAGGUUCUUUGGCUAAUAAGGGUCAUGUUGCUCAUGGAGGCGAUAAGUUAGUGUUCAACCAAAGUUUACAUUUUAAAAAGAAAUCUAAACCUAAAAUAGACUCUGGAACUAGACGAUGA